Molecule: messenger RNA, 453 nt
Organism: Penicillium oxalicum
Lineage: Eukaryota; Fungi; Ascomycota; Eurotiomycetes; Eurotiales; Aspergillaceae
Product: serine palmitoyltransferase small subunit family protein
Exons: 1
Coding region: 1-453 (150 amino acids)
Source: RefSeq, a predicted model, not a curated record
AUGCCACCCGAGAUGCAAUCGUUCUAUACCCCCAACACGGCAGCCACGCAUCUGUCGCAUGCGCCCGCCGCUGUCGAUGAGCUCAUCGCUAAAUACUCGUCAACCGCAACGCCCGCCGUGUUUGGCACCCGUCGCAGUCGCAACCCAUUUCGGCGAGUGGUGGAUCGCGUGAGGCUGGAGUACUACCGCUACGAAGUCACCUUUGGGAUCUACGUCAUGACCACCAGCGAAAAAGUUAUCGCCAACACCUUUGUGCUGGUGGUUCUGUCGCUGCUCUUCUGGGCCUUCCUGAUCUACUUCCCUCCCCUGCUGUUCCACAAAGUCAGUCGUCUCGCGUGGCUGUUGACCGGUCAAAGCGGCCAGGAGGUGGGUUCCGCCGCGAUGGGGAUUUGGGGCACUGCUGGCACUCCCAUGUCUCCCGCGUCGAUCGUGAAGAAUACUUUACCAUCAUGA